Molecule: messenger RNA, 1037 nt
Organism: Aedes albopictus (Asian tiger mosquito)
Lineage: Eukaryota; Metazoa; Arthropoda; Insecta; Diptera; Culicidae
Product: pupal cuticle protein-like
Exons: 1
Coding region: 79-858 (259 amino acids)
Cellular component (GO): chitin-based extracellular matrix
Molecular function (GO): structural constituent of chitin-based larval cuticle
Source: RefSeq, a predicted model, not a curated record
AGAACUGUCAAUCGUUUUCAAUCCUCCAAUCAAGCGAGUACUGGAAUUCCAGCAGCGCAUAAUAUCAUAGUAUCAAAUAUGAAGGUGUUCGUGGUUAUUUCGUCACUCUUGGCAGUUGCUACGGCUUCGACUGGCUUCGAAGCUCCUCGGUGGUACGGAUAUGCUCCUGCUGCUGCUUAUUAUGAUGCUCCAGCUGAGUUAUCCAGCCAGUACCACUCCCAGGAUAACCUCGGUCAGUACUCAUAUGGAUACAACGGAGGUCUUUCGGCAAAGGCCGAAACUAAAUCCUUAGAUGGCGUGACUCGUGGAUCGUACAGCUACCUGGAUGCCGAGAACAAACUGCAGACCGUCACCUACACUGCCGAUGCCCUCAACGGAUUCCGUGCUCAGGCUACUAACCUCCCACAGGCUCCAGCCGAAACCCGCAUGGCUCCCGAACCAGUUCAAGAUACUCCCGAAGUUGCCCAGGCUAAGGCUGACCACAUGGCUGCCUUUGAGAAAGCUAAACUGCGUAAUGCUGCUGCUGUAGACGAAAGUGCCGCCUUGGCUUAUGCCAGCCCUGCUCCAAUUUCCCUGGCACCAGCUUCCGUAUUUUCUCCACUGCCUAUCGCUAGCUAUGCUACCCAAGCACCAAUCGCUGCCAUUGCCCCUUCCCACUUUUCCUACGCCUGGAACCAUGCUUCAGCUUACGCAUACAGCUAUGGAGCUCCUGCAUUUUACGACAAUCGCCUUUAUGCCCGUACACUUCCAUUGGCCCAGGAUUUGCCUCAGCCGGUUCAGGACACCCCAGAGGUUGCUCAGGCCAAGCUGGAACACUUCAAGGCCGUUGCUGAAGCCAAAGCUCGCGCCUUGAACUAAGAAAUAAUUAUUUGAAUUGGUCAAUCCACCCGGAACUUGUACUAACCGAAACAUCUCAAUCGAUGUGUGUAAAGUGUGUAAAAAGUGUUUAAUACGAUUGAGCUUAGAGAAUUGAGUUAAUGAAUACCAGAAUAACAGAAUAUUUAAAAAUAAACAAAAAUGUAACGCAAAAUACAUGA